AUUACUUAUAUGGGGGUACAGUUUGCAUUGAUUAUCAUUCUGUUCUGAGUAUAGUAAGAAUAAUAUGGAGUAGCACUUACUAAACUAAACUAUAAAAAAACAAAUACCUACAUUACUGAUAAAGAAUAUAUGAGAUAAAAUAAUCGAUAUUUCCUUAGAUCGAUAAUUCAUUCAAGCUCUAAAACGAUUGUCAUGUAUGACAGACAUUGACACUUGACAGACAGUUGUUAAAUGGAUUUAGUUCGGUAAAAUAAAAAAUUGUCAUUAAUGAAUGUAAAUAUUUAUUUACAUUGGGUGAAACAAUUUUAUCCAGGAAAUAUAGGACAUUGAAAAAGCCUAUUACGAGUAAAAUGUGAUUUAAUUUCUCAAGAAUUUGUAAAUCACAGCUAUGAAUUGUCAGAAAAAAAUUGUUUUACUUUUUAUUGUGCUUUCCCAGACGGUUUCUGAAGAACGAUUCUGUUCUGAGGAAGAAAAUUGUUCUGAAUAUACUUAUAACAAGUUUAGUAAAGAAAUCAAUGAACUAUCAUCUAAAAUUAACAAAGAAGUCCAAUUAGCUUUAGAGGAAUACGACCCAUGUGACAAUAAAUACUGCAAUUGCCACAGUUCUGUCAUUGAUAAAGACCUAGAGGUGUUUGCAGAUGGUAUAACUAAAGAUCAAUUCGCAUUAGCUCGAGCUAAAGGUACAAAAUAUCAGAUAAUAAAAGGCAAGUUAUACCGAGAGAAAGAUUGCCAUUUCCCUGCAAGAUGCUCUGGAGUAGAACACUAUUUAUCUGCGUUGGCGCCAAAAUUACCAGAUUUGGAGAUUUCAUUGAACACAAGAGACUGGCCACAAGUUAAUAGUGUAUGGGGACAUCCAAAAUCACCUGUAUUGUCUUUCAGUAAGACAAAAGACUAUUAUGAUAUUAUGUAUCCUGCUUGGAGUUUCUGGGAAGGUGGCCCAGCAAUUUCUUUAUACCCUACUGGUAUUGGAAGAUGGGAUAAGCACAGAGAAUCAAUAGCUGCUGCUGCUGAAAAGUGGCCAUGGGAUAAAAAACUAAACAAAGCCUUUUUCCGUGGCUCUAGGACAAGUGAAGAAAGAGAUGCUCUUGUGUUAUUAUCUAGAAGCACUCCCGACUUAGUUGAUGCACAGUACACAAAAAACCAGGCCUGGAAGUCUGAUGCGGAUACUCUUUAUGCACCUCCAGCAUCAGAAAUACCAUUUGAAGAACAUUGCAAAUACAAGUAUCUUUUCAAUUAUAGAGGCGUAGCUGCAAGUUUUCGCUUCAAGCAUUUGUUCUUAUGCAAAUCACUAGUAUUCCAUGUUGGAAAUGAUUGGCUAGAAUUCUUUUAUCCAUCCCUCAAACCCUGGGUUCACUACGUUCCUAUUUCUACCACUGCUUCUCAAGAUGAAAUUAAAAGAUAUAUAGAAUAUUUUCGGAAAAAUGAAGCAUUAGCCAGAGAUAUUGCAGAAAGGGGAUUCCAACAUAUCUGGGAGAAUUUAACAGAUGAAGAUGUCAAGUGUUACUGGAGAAAAUUAUUGAAAAAAUAUACAAAAUUAGUUAAAUAUACUGUACAAAGAGAUAAAGAUCUUAUAGAAAUAGUAUGAUAAUAACCUCUCAACAGAUUACAUUUUAAAUACUUUUGUAAGAAAAUAAACAGUUUAUUUUGGAAUUAAAGUAAUUUUAUUUCAUUCACAUUAUUGGGAUAUCAGACCAGUCAAUAGAGAAUAAUUUAAUAUAUUUUACUCAAUAAAAAGUACCUACACACUUAAAGCUGAUGAUUUCUAAUUGUAAUAACUUCUAACAUUACAUAAUGAAUUAGAUGACAAUAUUAUUGAUGAAGAUAAAUUUAAAAACUAUAACUGACAAAUAUAAAAAUAAGACACAAUUCCACAUAAAAUGAGAUCUCAAAAUUGGCAGGUUUUGAACAGGAUCAGACUCAUUAUAUAUAUGUAUUAAACAGUUGCAUUAAUAUUGUUGAAAAAUUAAAGGAUCUAGUAUCAAUUAUAAAUAUCUAGCGAAUUCAUGUUUUAUUUAUAUAAAUUUUUAAUUUUUGUCAGCCUAAAAUCUAGGUAUGUUUGCAAUAAAUCACAUUUAUUAAGUAAAAUUAUCGUUAAUCGACUAUAAAUCAAGCUUAUAUUAUUAAUUAUAAUAUCUUCAUCGAAGUGUUUAGCUGAAGUCGCGAUCGGGGAAGACGGCUGGCGCAGCCAGAGUCCAUAUGUAUAGCCCGAUGCACAGCCAUGACGAUGUUAUUUUAAUCCACAUAGAAGCAGCGUUUUCCUUGGACAAUUCGGAGCUUGGACUGUAACAAUUCUCAAGUUUAAUGAAAAGCAGACAUGUAUGCUUCUAUAGAGAGCGGUUUAUACAGGGUCAGUGU
Messenger RNA from Diatraea saccharalis (sugarcane borer), 2355 nucleotides. The record is from the annotation of a GenBank genome assembly. Lineage: Eukaryota; Metazoa; Arthropoda; Insecta; Lepidoptera; Crambidae.